UGUUUUUCUACUGACGGCGCCCAUUUUGUUUCUUGAAACCGUUGCGCUGCUACUCUCGUUUGUGGAAGUCAUUUUUUAAUUUUGUGAAGGAAAAACUUUGGAUUUUAUAAGACAGGAUGAGUGGUUUUUGGCAUGAAAGCGACAUCUCGUUGUCGGAUGAUUCUGACGGAGGGUGUACCCCGGAAAAAAUGCCAGUACCAGCUGGAAAAAAAUCUGCGUAUUACAAGAAAAAUACCAGCGUAACUAGCGUAGAGCAAAAGAGAGAGGACAAUACGAGAUCUGAUUGGCUUUCUGGACCGUGGCCGCUAAAGCCUUUUAAUGAAUCCCUUCCGCCAAAUCAAAGAAAAGCAGAAUGGUUCCGCUUCAAGGGACAGUUCGAAAGAAUUGUAUCGUGUAAAGGCACUGUUGAUUCCUCUACCAAACUGACUGGGCUCAAGAUUUUUGCAGGUGAUUAUCUGCUAAGCAUUAUAGAGCUGCAGGAAAAGAUGUUUACAGGUGAUCAAAACGAAGUGUAUGACUAUACAAUUAAUGCACUUAAUAAAUAUUUUGGCCAAACUUGCGACACAGCAAAAGAAAGAAUCAAAUUUCGUGAGAUGGAAAUGGAACCGACCGAGUCUUUCAUGGACUGGGUUUUACGCCUUGAGUCGCAGGCAAAGUUCUGUGAUUUUGUCGAGGAUCAAAGGAAGGAAGAGUUUGUCCAAGCGUUGAUCCGACGGUCCGUUCCAGACAUAGCUCAAAAGCUCUUUGAGAUGUCUAACAUUUGGGAAAAUGAUCUCGAACUAAUUAUGAAUCACGGAAAGCAUUUAGAUUACAUUCGGAACGAAACUAGGCGCUCUGGGGAAGCCGGUGGAAAAAGAGGUUUAUCGAUUGAAACCCCGGAAAGCACUUAUGAAGAUUCGCGUUAUAAACCAGUUAACACAGUAUCGUUUCGUAAGCGUAAACUCAAUACAAACCGUUUUGGAUCUUUUCGGAAGCAUGAUUCAGAUCGUUUUCCACCUCAGCAUGGUAACAAUUUUGUUCAGGGCCCAUCUCGACGUCGUCCGUGGAUAUCUGACUGUACCAGGUGUGGCGAGAACCACGUUCCAAUGGAAUGCAAAGCUUAUAGGGCUCAGUGCUAUAGAUGCGGAAAAUGGAAUCAUUUCAAAAAAGUGUGCUACUCUCCAAUUGAUGAUAAUGAGCACCGGAAACAUUCUGACUGGAGUCGUUCGGGCAGGAAACAUGUUGAUCGACAGCAGCAAUGGAAGAAGGAGGCCGAGAACAUAAAUCAGUUGAUUACUGGAAAAACUCAUCAGCAGAGAAACACUGAUUCGAGAUUUAUCAAAUGUUUCAUUGGAUCGGAGAACAUUACAUUUCUAAUAGAUUCUGGCGCAACCGUAAACACAAUAACAAGCGAAAUUUGGAAUUCAAUUAAAAAGAAUUGUCGUACUGUUGUACAGGACUUGACUGUACAUCCUACGGAGGUGUUGCAGGGUUAUGCAUCCCAAUCGCCUUUAGAAAUUGAAUGCGCUUUUACUGCAUAUAUUGGUGUUGCUGGAAGCAACAAUCCUUUGGAAAUAGCUAAAUUCUUUGUGGUCAAGGGUACCAAGUUGUCGCUGCUAGGUUUUGAAACUUCAGAAAAAUUGCGUCUUAUUAGGAUUGGGCCAUUUGAAAAUGUUAAUAGUCUUACUACAUCACAGUCCGAACAAAUGAAAUGUAUGAAUACGAAAAGUAUGAGCAUAUUUCCGAAAAUACCCAUUAAAGGUGUUAAGUUCAGAGUGAACGAACAUGUUAUACCUAAACAAAUUAUCAGAUACAAUAUACCUAAAGCGUUUGAGGCAGCUUUGAAUGAAAGGUUAAGAACGAUGGAAACGCAAGGUAUCAUAGAAAGAGCUGACAAAGAGCAGGACUCAAUAACGUUCGUAUCCCCAUUAGUGUUGGUACCAAAAGGAAGUAACGAUUUCCGUAUUGUUAUUGACUACCGAGAAGUGAACAAAGCUAUAAUUCGAGAACCUUAUCCAAUGCCCAGUCUUGAAAAAAUUUGGACCGAGAUCCCUAACGGUGGCGGCAAACUUUUCUUUAGCAAACUUGAUCUUAAAGAUGCGUAUUUUCACAUUGGGCUUCAUGACGAUGUACGCCAUCUUACGACGUUUAUGUCCGCUAAUGGUUUGAUGCGUUUCACAAGAUUGCCAUUUGGAUUGUCAUGUGCUCCAGAGCUUUUUCAAAGCACCAUGGAAAAACUAUUGGUCAAGUGCAAGAAUGUUAUUAUCUAUUUAGAUGAUAUUCUUGUGUUCGCAAAAACCCUGGAGGGACUGAAGAAUAAUGUGAAGCUAGUUAAGGACACCCUACAUCACAACAAUCUUACCAUAAACGAGAAAAAAUGUUUAUAUGACCAAACGACAAUUGAUUUUCUUGGAUUUACUAUUGAUGGUUCUGGAAUUCUGCCAACGUGUGAGAAGCUAGCUACGUAG
Molecule: messenger RNA, 2447 nt
Organism: Uranotaenia lowii
Lineage: Eukaryota; Metazoa; Arthropoda; Insecta; Diptera; Culicidae
Exons: 4
Coding region: 117-2447 (776 amino acids)
Biological process (GO): proteolysis
Molecular function (GO): aspartic-type endopeptidase activity; nucleic acid binding; zinc ion binding
Source: RefSeq, a predicted model, not a curated record